Messenger RNA from Acanthoscelides obtectus, 1689 nucleotides. The record is from the annotation of a GenBank genome assembly. NCBI's taxonomy places the organism in Eukaryota, Metazoa, Arthropoda, Insecta, Coleoptera, Chrysomelidae.
AUGUCGAGUGAUAGCAGUGACUUAGAUUAUGAUCCCGUAGAUGACAGUGCAUCUGACGAAGAAGAUGAAUUUUCAUAUAAUUCAAGAGAAAGUGACGUGGAAGCCGAAUGCGUCACUUUUGAAGGCUGGAUUAUCGUGCCACAUCCUGAGGAUGAUAAACGGCUAACCGAUGUGGUACAACCGACCCUCCACUAUGAUGUACAUCCAGCUGUAGUCCUGGAAGAAGUGAUGUCUCCAAUGAAAUGUUUCGAAACAUUUGUUAGUGAGACAAUUGUAACAUUUUUAUGCAAAUGGACUAAUGAACGUGUGGCAAAAUAUUUCCUUGAAAAUAUUGACAAAAAUAUGAAAGUACACGGAUUACGUUGGCGUGAUGUGACAGUUAGUGAAAUGUACGUAUUCAUUGCUCUGGUACUUAUGCAAGGCCUGAUCCAUUUACCACACCCUAGUGAUUACUGGAGAAGAGACUUUCUUUUGGCUGGACCCCAAGUUUUUUCCGCCACCAUAAUGAGUAGGGAUAGAUUUCUAUCUAUCAUGAAAUUUUUACGCUUUUCUGACCCUAAAGCCACCGACCCAUCUAGACCCAUGACCCGUUUGGCAAUGUUCUUCGCUUUUAUAAAGGAAAAUACGAUGAUUGCGAUUGAUCCAGGCGAAACUUUUGCACUUGAUGAAUGCCUUAUGUUGUACAAGGGCAGACUACAUUUCAAACAGUAUAUCAACUCCAAAAGAUCUAGAUUUGGAAUCAAACUGUUUGCUCUGUGCCCUAGUGAUCCCAAAUUUAGAGGCUAUACCUACAGUUUUGCAUUGUACAUCGGUAGAGACAUAUAUAACGUUGCACACAUUCCAGGAACUGAUGCGCUUUCGAUGUCUGAAAGAGUGGUUGUGUAUAUGCUGUCAAACUUACUUGAUGAAGGCCGUGAACUGAUCUUGGAUAAUUGGUACGUGUCAGUUAGGUUAGUUGAGUUCUUGUUGACACGAAAUGCUUACGUGACAGGUACAAUUAGAACCAACAGGGGAGUACCGUCUGAGCUCACACAACUUCAGUUGAAAAAAGGACAGUCGUGUUUUAUUAGAAAGGGAGAUGUACUGAUUGUGGGUUAUAAAGACAAAAAGGACGUUUAUGUGAUCACAUCGAAACUGACCGCUGAUUUCGUUCAGAAAGACCAGUAUUCCGUUGUCGAUAAACGCGUUGUAGUUUUACAAAAGCCAAGUCAUGUGGAUCACUAUAAUUCAAAUAUGGGUGCCGUUGAUGCAACGGAUCAGGACAUGGAACCAUACAAUGCAGCACGGAAGAGCUACGCCUGGUUCAAGAAAGUUGGGAUCCAAGUGUUACAGAGGAUGGUACUGAAUGCCAAAGUCCUCUACUCGGUUACAAACAAACGAAAAGUAGACAUGAAAGACUUCACAUUACAGUUAUGUGAUGAAAUUCUUGCCAAACAUCUUUCAGACUAUACAGCAAUGCGUGAUCAACACAAAAACGCGAAAAGGCAAAAACUUAGUGAACCAUCAACAUCAAGGUUGGCAGGACGUGAGCUCGUUCGUAGUGAACAGAACACGAGACGCAGAUGCUGGGUAUGCUACAACAUUGAGAAGAAGCGCUCUAUUUUCACGUAUAAGUGUUGUAUUGGAUGUAAAAACCGCAUACCAUUGUGUUCCUUAGACCACUUUACAUACUAUCAUGAUAACCUAUGA